GCCUCCGCGGGUGUCCGUGCGGGCGGCAGUGCCGCUGGCCCCGGGAGCUGGAGGAUGGUCCGGUGGCGGGGCCGGGCGCGGGGCGUCGCGGUGGCGGUGGCGCACGGGCUGUGCUCGGGCUCGCUGAACAUCCUGCUCAAGUUCUUGCUGGCCCGCUACCACUUCGCCUUCCUGACGCUACUGCAGUGCCUCAGCAGCGCGGCGGCGGCGCUGGGGCUGGAGGCGCUGCGGCGGCGGGGGCUGGCGGCGCUGCCCCCCUUCGGGCUCCGCCUGGCUCGCCCCUUCGCCGCCGUGGCCGCCCUGGCCACGCUGCAAUCCACCCUCACGCUCUGGUCGCUGCGUGGCCUCAGCCUCCCCAUGUAUGUGGUCUUCAAGCGCUGCCUGCCCCUCGUCACCCUCCUCACCGGCGCCCUGGUGCUGCGCGACGGCAUGCCUUCACCCGGCGUCCUGGUGGCCGUCCUCAUCACCACUUGCGGCGCCGCUCUGGCCGGUGCUGGUGACCUGACCGGAGAUGCCAUGGGCUACGUGACUGGCGUGCUGGCUGUUCUGAUCCACGCCGCGUACCUGGUGCUCAUUCAGAAGACCAGCGUUGACAGCGAAUACGGGCCCCUGACAGCUCAGUAUGCCAUUGCUGUUUCAGCCACCCCUUUUCUUAUAAUCUGCUCCUUUGCCAGCAUGGACUCUAUCAACGUCUGGUCUUUCCCAGGCUGGAAGGACCCUGCUAUGGUAUGCAUCUUCAUCGCCUGCGUCCUGAUCAGCUGUGCCAUGAACUUUACCACCCUUCACUGCACCUAUAUUAACUCAGCUGUGACCACCAGCUUUGUAGGGGUGGUGAAAAGUAUAGCAACCAUCACGGUGGGCAUGGUGGCGUUCAAUGAUGUGGAGCCCAACGAGGACCUGGAGAAGGAAGGUAGAGAAGAAGAGGGGAAAAGGCAGGCUGGGGACCAAGCGCUGUUUGCAAUGGAGGUGAUUUCCCCGGAGAAGGGGGCUAGGGAAGCAGCAGUGGAAGGAUCAGCUGAAGGGGACGGCCAGGGUGGAGAGGACGAGAAGGACAGCGCCAAGAAAACUGCUGGGGAGCCAUCGGCUCAGGGAAAAGCCACCAGCACACAAGAUGGAAGCAGGAACUCGCUGAAGGAUGCCUAUCUCGGAGUAUGGAGGUUGGUGAGGGGUGCUAAUUAUAUAAAGAAGGAUUAUUUGAUAGAAAAUGAAGAGCUACCGAGCCCUUGAAAAGCAGGUGUGAAAACCCCACAGAACAUGUUGCUUGAGGACAGACAGCUGGGAUCUAUGUACAGAGGGAGAGGCAGAGUAUACAUUUCCACAUCAAUGCUGACGAAUCCAAGUCAUUUAGGAUAACUUUACCUCAUUGUCAAAAAGCAAAAGGUCAGGGUUUGCUCAUGCUUUCUGCUUGCAUUUAACUGCUUUCAGUACAUCCAUUUAGACCUACCACAGCUAAGGGUACCAAGUCCUUUGCUGUGGAUACAGAGUUGGAUAACGGUGAGCUGUGGGGAUGACCAGGAGGGGUAUCAGUGCCACUAGGCUGAAAGCAGUGCCAGCAGUAGUCUGUAGCUUGAGGCUCUGUUGAUGUGAUUCUUUAUCUGUAUCCAUCCAAUUCUAGGUACUCUGUACAAGCAUAUUCCUGCAAUUUGUAAGUUCCUAUUAACUGUACUUGUAUGUGCUCCUCUGUGUCAGUACAAUUGCAACAGAGCUAGAGGCUGUGCCAGGUGAAUUGUAUUGGUGUAUGAUCACCCACCUAGCUGAAGAAUUGAAAUUCUCCCUGAUUCUGUGGCCAGGCUGGACCAUGGUCCAGCUUUAUGUUAUGUGGUUCGUGUCUUCAGUGGAAAUGCUUCUAUCUUGCACAUGCAGGAGAGCAGAACCAGAUCUGAACUUUUGAGAAGCUUUAGUCAGCAGAAGAAGGACAUUUGCUUGCGAGCUUUGACUACAUGUAGCACUGGGAAUAUUAGCUUGACUGAAAUACAGUCAUUUGGAAAUAUUGGGUUGUAUUGAUUUGACUUGGGAAGGCUAUUAAAAAAAUACAGGGAGAAAGUGUGCCUUGGACUAUCCCUCUUUUACUGUUGAGUUGGGCAGCUCUCAGCCUGUGCCUGAACCUGGGUGCAGGCUACAGCAGAGAUGUGGGGAUCAUCUCUGCCCACGCCCACACCAGGACUCCCAGGGCUUCUUUGGCAGGGCAGUGCUGCCAUGACCUGACUGCUGGGCCGUGGCAUGGUGUGGCUACAGUGUUCUGUGGAUGCAGGCAGGGAGCUCUGGUAGAUCGCACUCAGGGGCUGGGUCUGCACAGCACGCUUGGCACUGGAGAACCUCGGUCUUUGGGAGAAGCUGUGCCCCUUUGUUCUCAGUGCUUCCUUGUGGUGCUCAGCAUUGGGUGCUUAAGGACUCGUGUGGGAAGCAGGAAGCAUGAUCUCCAGUGGGUCUUCUAAGCAAUAUGCUCAUAAUUUGUACCAAAUACCUGUAGCAGGGAAGACAGAGGAAACAAGUGUCUGAGUAUUUCUUAGCCUGGGGAUGCCCCUUGGGAGGCAGCAGUCCUUGGGUCAUGCCUAUGCUCAGGGCCAUACAGAGAAGAGGUCUGACCCCAAGUCCUUGUCAUCCCAAGAGUGCCCCAGCAGUCAGCUGUCUGGACCACAGACUGAAACAAGUGGUUACCAUUUCUGGGAAAAACAAAACGAAUCAAGUUUUUGCCAUUGUUUUGGUGGUUGUUGUUUUUGUUAUUUAUUAUUAUUAUUAUUAUUAUUAUUAUUAUUAUUUAUUAAGCCACUGAACUAUAAACCAGCUACACCUACAGCCUCAGUUAAACAGUGCCUACCCUAAUGCCUUCUUCAUUCUGACAGACAGCUUUCACCUUCUGGUGAAUUCAGCACUGAAAUCAGCAGUGAGCAAUUUCCCCAGCAGGGAAUAUUUACAAAAUUAGUCUCUAGGGAAAAAGUAGAUUCUUGUCAAUUUAAAUACAGAUAGAAAUUGUUGGGCGCAAUAGUAUUUUUUCACAAUGACUGCAGAAGUUGGAUGACCUGGUGUCACCGUGGAUUUGGAAAGGGACUGUUAAUGAAGGCGAUCAGCCUGUAGCUGCUGCGUUGUGGGGAUGGGGCACGGAAACCUGAACAUCACACAUUGCGUAUAGCUGCUGCUUCAGAGUGGAGAAAUACCAACUGUGCUGAAAUAUGUUUACUUUCUGCUCAAGCUCCAUAAGGCAUCUGUCAAUAAAAGCACUAUUUAUUGUUUAUGAGCCAAUGGGUAUUUUUGUUAUUUUUCAAAUACAUCUUAAAUAAGGCUGUGCUUGUAGUGUAGAGUUGCGCUGUUACUGGACUCUUUACAGUACCAUCUACAUAGCAGUCCAUACAUAUGGCUGAAGAGAAACCUGCAUUUCUGACCUGCUCUUACUGCUCAGUGCUGUUUGACCACAGAAAUGAGGAUCUUUUCGCCACCUGACUGCCAGUCCCAGUGUAGCGCACUGUGCUUCCUUGGCACGCGCUAUAGAAAGCUCUCGGCUGGGAUUUGUACCGCAGGACUUUUUUAUGGGGGAGUUCAGUGUUUUGCCUUUUACUGUUGUGGAAGUAUCAGUAGAAACUUGUGGAAAUUUGAACAGUUUCAACUGUUAAAAAAAGCUGCUGUUACCAUGUUGUAUGUUUGCAUGUGUAGGAAAAAAUGUGAUGAUGUUGUAUGCUAUUUAUACGUUUAAAUUCCCUAAAUUAAAAUGGGAAUUUGGCAAAUGCAGUUAACUUUUUUUUUUUUUUUUCCCCUCUCAAUAAAGAGACUGUUGCACAAAAAUAAAAGUACUGCCUCGUGCAGAGGCAUUUUUAUAGCACCAGUGGAAGACUACGGAAUGAGAUGUGGGAAUAAAAUGCACUGCUUUCCAGAAGUUCUGGUUUUCUUAUUGUCGCCACUCUGGGGUGCUCAUUUUUACUUCAUUUAUCAUUAUUCCUGUGCCUUUAUACCAUCCAAGCUUCCUCAGCAUGUGACAGCACACUAUUAAUACUGUCAUUGACAGAGGGACCGAGGACAGACAAAGGAGCACAAAAACUCUGAAGUGUCUGAGCUGUCUCUACACUUCUAUGUAUCUGUUGUCGUCGGCAGUGCUUUCUUUGGCCACAUAUUUAAAAUGGCUUAGUGUCAGUAGAGCAACCGCUCUGACUUUAGAAGGAAAACAAUUAAACAAGAUGACGCUCAUUAUUAAUAGUAUUUGUUGUACUGGUUAUGUCACCUGCUGGCCUACCAGCUGACUGAACAAUUACUUUUUAUGUAAAUGCAAAUUUACAGUUGUACCUACUGAAUCUUGAGCUGUGCCCCCUGAUGUGUCCGGUGAUGAUAUCAGGAUUCACCUGAGAGGCGCCUUCAUGACAGGUUGGAGAAAGGAGCUGUCCUUGGUUCUGAGCGACGAGUCAGUCUGAUGCACAAUAACUGCUUUGAGAAUAAACAUUAAUUUCAAUGCGGAUACAUCCCCGAGUAGCACC
Molecule: messenger RNA, 4460 nt
Organism: Coturnix japonica (Japanese quail)
Lineage: Eukaryota; Metazoa; Chordata; Aves; Galliformes; Phasianidae
Gene: SLC35D3
Product: solute carrier family 35 member D3
Source: RefSeq, a predicted model, not a curated record